AUGACGUUAGCACGCAGUGCAAUUUUCGAAGAAAUUGCACAAAUCGCCAAACAGCGAGUUAUGCUAAUUGAUGGUGCCAUGGGAACUAUGAUUCAAAGGGAGUAUUUGGAGGAAGACGAUUUUCGUGGAGAGGUUUGGUUGUUUAUUGUAUUUGAUAGGUUCUAAAGAACAUUGAUAAGAAAUGAUAACAGCUGACAUCAAAAUUUGAUCUAAAAAAACAGGUUUUUUUGUUUUGAGUAGAAUGAGAUCACUUUUUGGUGCUAGAAAAUAAUUCAAAAAUUGAUAUUGUUAGAAAAUUUACAAGAAAUCCGAGAUUUUUGAUGAAAAUUAUAUUUCCUGGUAGAUUUUUUUAAAAGUAAAAAAAAUUCAUUUUUCAAACCCAGAAAAUUCGAAAAUUUUAAUUUUACCUUAAAUUCGUCAUUUUUCGAAUUUAUCGUAAUUUCAGGUUGCAAGAAAAUACGAGAAAUUCAGAAACUUGCGAAAUUCAUGUUUUCUAGCUCAAAAAUCGCAUUUUUCAGAUCCUCAAAGAGCACACCAAACCUCUUAAAGGAAACAACGAUCUUCUAUCCCUGACAAGACCCGAAAUCAUCUAUAAAAUCCACAAACUUUACCUGGAAGCCGGUGCCGAUUUUGUGGAAACCAACACAUUUUCUGGCACAACAAUUGCUCAAGCUGAUUAUGCUUGUGAACAUUUGGUGCAUGAUAUUAAUUUUGAAUCGGCUAAGCUUGCGAAGAAAGCUUGUGAAGAUGUUGGAAAAGCGACGGGUGAGAGAAUUUUUGGAUGAAAAAUUCAAAUUUUAAAUAUUUCACAUUAAAAAAUGGUGGAAAUUUUGAUUUUUUCACCCAAAACCCAAAUUUCCCUUGCCAAAGUUGAAUUGUUCCUAAAAACCAGGUAGACGUCGUUACGUGUGUGGUGCAAUUGGACCAACCAACAAAACCCUAUCGAUUUCGCCGUCUGUUGAAAAACCCGAUUUCCGGAACGUUAGUGAGUUGAUUUCGGGGUUUUUUGGGAGAAAUUAUGAGAAUUUUUGAGGAUAUUGGAGCAUUUUGA
This is a messenger RNA of Caenorhabditis angaria, 1051 nucleotides long. The record is from the annotation of a GenBank genome assembly. Lineage: Eukaryota; Metazoa; Nematoda; Chromadorea; Rhabditida; Rhabditidae.